GACAGAAAUAUCCACGACUUUUGGUGCCCAAAAACCACCAUCGUCAACCACCACCAACCACCCCGCCGCGCGCCGAUAUUCCCCUCGGCCAACCACGCCCCAACCGACAAUCUGCGCCCACCGCCAGGCGUUUGCGAGCUCUGGUAGCCCCAGAUGAUUCCUUCACCACAAGCUCCCGCGUCCGAUCCCCAAAAUGUCUGAAGUCGAGGCCAAUGCCAACGGCGCCUCCGCCAACCUCGACCUGGUCGCCACCCGAAAGGCCCUGGCCUCAUCCUCGACCGUCGUGCGAAUAGCUCAACUCCGCACAAUCGACGAGAAAAUAGCCCAGAAAUCCCUUGACAAUGCCGAGCUGCUCCGCAUCAUCCAGCUCCUCUUUGGCACCCACGCCUUCUAUAUAGAUCGAGAGUCCCGCCUUGCUGCCCAGAAGUGUUUGGUUACCUUGAUAUCCACUGGAGUCGACCCAAAGAUCCUCGCUCCCCUCGUCGCCGCCCUACGAAAGGAAACACAGAAGCAUGGCAUUGCUCCCACGAGCGCAUUCGUCCUCGUUGAGUGGUGCGCGCUUCUCAUGCAGCACCUCGCAGACAGCGCGCUCUGGGGUACCUUUGCCAAAGAUAUUCUGCUUGCUGAUGCUGACGCCCUAGAGAAGUGCCUCCAACCCGUCUCGAGGAAGUCAGUCGCCCACUCUGCCCUAGUUGUCACGAGGAGGGGAAUGCGGAAGUUGUUCUCCAAUGCCGAAUCUGGCGAAAAGCGCGUGUCUGAAGCUAUCAAUAUCCUCACAGCCAAGGGUACCCAGUCUACGGCCAAGAACGCCGUCCUCUUAGGCGUCAUUGCUGGCGUCUCCGCCAGAAAAGCUCCUCUCAAACCCAUUGUCGAGGCAUCCAAGCCCAAGUUCUAUGAAUUCUUCGCCAGAGAGCUCGUUAGCUCUCGCUCCGCAAUCCCAGAGCACUUGGUCCUGGGCCUCGAAGAUUUCUUUUCCUCCUUUGCUACCCUGGACGAGGUUUCCAAAGACCUGGUCCCUGCCCUCGAGAAGGGUCUAUUGCGAGCUCCUGAGGUCAUCCUUAGUGGUGUCCUCACCCCUCUAGUCAAGUCUUUACCCGACACCUUCGACCUUUCCCAAGUGCUUGACCAAAAGCUUCUCAAGCCCCUUUUGUCGAAUGUCAAAUCGACAAAUGCCACCAUUCGCACUGGGGCUAUCGCAGCUUUCAGCUCCAUUGUGACUCGAUGCCACGAUGUAGACUCGGUGGAUCACAUCAUUAACGAGAUCGCAACUCCAUUAAAGGCUGGCAAGCUUUCUACUGCUGAUCACCGAGUCCUGCAUGCCCAGAUGCUCGAAGCUACUCCACUGUCCAAGUCGAGCGCUGACACGGUUGCCAAUGCGCUAGCCGUCGUCGCUAGCAAGGAGGGCAAUGAAGCUGCUCUAGUAGCUGAGACCUCUGCUCUAGCCAUGGCCGUUGCGUUCCUUCUCGAGAACAAUUGUGAGAUCGCUAAGCCUGUUUUGGAAGCAUUCGCCAAGGGGCUCGCGGACAAGAAGCCUCCUUCUCGCAAGGCUUGGUUGCUGCGUGUGGGGUAUAUCCUCCAGACUUUCAAAGAUGCCGGAUCAGUAUCCCCGGUGAUGUCUGCCUUUGCUGAGGCUGUCGUACCUAAGAUCAUCACUACUUUUACAGAAGUCGUUGCAAAUGCCGCUACAGCAGUUCAGAACGGCCUGAUCGUCGGUGCUUAUAUUCUGGCUGCUGUAUCCCCAGUCAUCCAUGACCGAUUCCCAGGCUCAUCCGCGGAUACUGCCUUGUCCAAAGCAGCUGUUCCCAAGCACUGCCUCUCUGUGGACCCGAAGCCCUCAUUCCUCCUGAACCAUCGCAUUUACUCCAAAGUGACGGGAGAGGAGGACCUGAGAUGGUUCGCCCGAGCUCUAACUUCAAUCUUUGGAGAUCUGGGGCGCCAACCGGAGACUCCGACGGCCUUGGCCUGGUCAGAGGGAUUUAUCCAUCUGAUUACUUCUCAUGGUGUUCCUGCCAAGGUCCAACAAGAAACAUCAAAGGAUUUAUCCCAACUCUACGCACAGAACCCAAGCUUAACAUCGGAAUUUAUUAUCAGUGGACUUUGGGAUUACCUGGAUCAAGCUAAGGCCCAUGACAAAGAUCGAAAAGCAGAUGCUCUCAACCUCAUUCAAGUUGUCAGGUCCAUUUGCCUUCCUUCUAAAGAGGUAGAAAAGGCCGGCUACAGCAUCACCAAGGAAGAUCAAGAACUCCAGGCAUGUUCGCUCUUAGUGCUGGCCCGUCCAGAGUUGAUCCCAAGGGCAAACUGGAUUGAUCUCUGCCUCCGGAUGGAGCUUGACCCAGGUGACUUGGUGCGCAAGCACCAAGGCGAUCUUCUCGAGGAGAUUAGAAAUAAAACUUCUCUUGACCAGAAGGCUGACGCGGUGAAGAACGCGGCAUACAAUGCCGCUGCCGAUUUGGCUUUUGUCGCUCCCGAUACUACCAUUCCUCCGCUAAUGGAAUUAAUUGGUCGUGACCUCGACGUUGAACAGCUCCAAGACAUUGGCCCUGUAGAAGCCGCCAUCUUCAGAACCCCAGAGGGCACUUGUUUCGUUGAUGUGCUGGCAAAGAAGGCGCAACAAACAGUAGACAAAAACAAGAAGGAUUAUGACAUCUUGAAAUGGGAAGAAGAACUCAGAAGUCAGCUGGAGAAGAAGAAGGGCCAGCAGCGAAAACUCACUGCUGAUGAGACUGCCAAGGUGCACGCUCAGCUAAAGAAGGAAAGCCAUAUCAGAAAAAAUAUCCGAGAGCUCGAGGCUCGGCUCCUCCGAGGCAUCGGCAUUAUUAAAAGCCUAGCGACUGGCCCACCUACAGAUGCUGCGCAAUGGCUAGGCACAGCUGUUUCGCUUCUGUUGAGUGUCAUGGACGCAGGUGCCAACCUGAUCACAGGCGAAGCGGCACCCUUGGCCUACAUUGUUUGCUCUGAGAAGGUUUCGUCUCGGUUAGGCUCCAUGAGACCCUUCAUCGGAGUUGCCACCCUCCGACUCCGAGGAACAUCACUCCCAGAUAAUUACAACGAAGAGCCACUUGAGGAUCUCGUCACCAGAGUGUUGUAUCGCCUGAGAUUUGCUGGCGAACAGCGACCAUUCGACUCGGUCUCUCUAAUUUACCUUCUGCCGCUAAUGCUUGAUGUUCUCCGCAAGGGUGGAAUUGGAGACACGGCCGAUGAUGGAGACGCUCAGCUCGUCUUGGCUAUAGAAAUUCUCUCCUUCCACACCGACGUCUGCGCAGAUGAAGCUGUGCCUCGGGCUGAGGUUCUGUCAGUUCUCAUCAGCUCUAUGCAAAGCUACGCUCAGCAUUACAAGCUCAUCAAGGACUGCUUUGCCGAUAUGUGCCGCUGCAUAGCACCCAAUAUGAACCAGGAGGAGAUGGUUGUCUUGGCAAAGGGUGCUUUAGUGCCAGAAACCCGAGUCAGGUCAUCCGUUCUGCAAUCAAUCAGCGCCGAAGUCGACAUGGCUGAUCUCGGCUACUCUGAUGAAAUCUGGGUGGCCUCUCACGAUGACGAGGAAGAAAACGUUGAGCUUGGUCAAGAGAUCUGGGAAGAGAGCAGGUUCGAAGUCAGUACCGAGGUACCUUUGAGAAUGCUUCCUUUCCUUCAGAGUAAGGAUGGUCAGCUUCGGCGUGCUGCAGCAAGGUCCCUCGCUGAGGCCGCCAAAAUGCAUAACGAGACUUUGGACAGCGUCCUCGCACAGUUAAACUCAACCUACGUAGAGCUUGCAAAGCCACGAGUUCAACUGCUUGACGAAUUCGGCAUGCCCAAGAAGAUGGACCUCUCUGAUCCUUGGGAAGCCAGGCAGGGAAUUGCCACAGCGUUCAAGGAACUUGCCCCCAUCAUCAAGACGACUCAGCUAGAUGCAUUCUUCGACUUCUUGAUCGAUUCCGGCCCAUUGGGAGACAAAAACGGCGCAGUUCGAGGUGAAAUGCUCGAUGCGUCUAUCCGGACCAUUGAGAUCCGCGGUAAAACCAUCCUCGAUCGGCUGAUGAAGAAGUUCGAGCGGACUUUGGAGCAACCAGACAAGGGUAGUGAGGCGGCUGAUCGUGUCAAUGAGGCCGUAAUCAUUAUGUACGGUGCUCUGGCUCGUCAUCUCAACCCUGGCGACCCCAAAAUCCCCAUCGUUGUUGAUCGGCUCGUGGCCACCUUGAGCACUCCAUCGGAGACUGUGCAGUACGCCAUUGCCGAAUGCCUCCCUCCCCUUAUUCGGGCCUGCCGUGAUAAGUCAUCAAAAUACUUUGGACAAGUCAUGGAGGAGUUGCUCUCAUCAAAGAAAUAUGCCAUCCAACGGGGUUCGGCAUACGGAUUGGCCGGCCUCGUGAUCGGCAGGGGUAUCUCGGCACUCCGGGAGUAUCGCAUCAUCUCAACUCUGAGGGGCGCAAUGGAGAAUAAGAAGGAACACCACCAACGCGAGGCUGCGCUGAUUGCGUAUGAGCUCCUCUCAACCAUGCUUGGGCGGCUCUUUGAACCCUAUGUCAUCCAGGUCGUUCCUCAGCUGUUGACGGGCUUCGGCGACGCCAACGCCGACGUUCGAGACGCUUGUCUUGCUGCUGCAAAGGCAUGCUUCGGAAAGUUGAGUUCUUACGGUGUGAAGCAAAUCAUGCCGACGCUCCUGGGAGGACUCGAGGACCAGCAAUGGCGCAGCAAGAAGGGUGCAUGUGACCUUCUCGGUGCCAUGGCGUAUCUCGAUCCGCAACAGCUGGCGAACAGUCUGCCUGAUAUUAUUCCACCCCUGACUGGCGUUCUGAACGACAGUCACAAGGAGGUCAGGGGAGCCGCAAACCGAAGCUUGAAGAGAUUUGGUGAAGUCAUCAACAACCCUGAAAUCAAGAACCUGGUGGGCAUCAUUCUCAAAGCUCUCAGCGACCCUACCAAGUAUACAGAUGAGGCUUUGGAUGCCCUCAUCAAGGUUCAGUUCGUGCAUUAUCUCGAUGCACCAUCCCUGGCGUUGGUCACUCGUAUCUUGCAGCGCGGCUUGAGUGAUCGAUCCAACACAAAGCGUAAGGCAGCCCAGGUUAUCGGCAGUCUGGCUCAUUUGACUGAGAAGAGGGAUAUCAUUAUGCAUCUACCUAUUCUUGUGACUGGCCUGAAGAUUGCCGUGGUUGACCCUGUACCAACUACGCGAGCAACAGCGUCCAGGGCUCUGGGUUCCUUGGUCGAGAAGCUAGGCGAAGAUACUCUACCUGACCUGAUCCCUGGUCUUAUGCAAACUCUCAAGUCGGAUACCGGAGCAGGCGACCGAUUGGGAUCUGCCCAGGCGCUCAGCGAGGUGCUUGCGGGAUUGGGCACGACCAGACUCGAAGAGACACUUCCAACGAUUCUUCAAAAUGUGGAGUCCUCGAAGCCCGCCGUCCGCGAAGGUUUCAUGUCCCUCUUCAUCUUCCUUCCCGUAUGCUUCGGAAAUGGCUUUGCCAAUUAUCUUGGCCGGAUUGUCCCACCUAUUCUUGCUGGUCUUGCUGAUGACAUCGAGUCUAUCCGAGAGACCGCUCUUCGUGCGGGACGCUUGUUGGUCAAGAACUUCGCUGUUCGAGCCGUCGAUCUCCUCCUCCCAGAACUCGAGCGUGGUCUUGCGGAUGAUAGCUACCGUAUUCGCCUAAGUUCGGUCGAGCUUGUGGGCGACCUUCUAUUCAACCUCACCGGAAUCAAAGCAAAUGCCGAUCCCGACGACGAUGAUGAGAACAUCAAGGAAGCCGGCGCUUCCCUCAAAGAGGUUCUUGGAGAAGAAAAACGCAACAAGAUUCUCUCUGCUCUUUAUGUGUGUCGUUGUGACACGGCUGGAGCCGUGCGGUCAGCUGCCAUUGCGGUUUGGAAGGUUCUGGUUCACAGUCCUAGAACCCUCAAGGAGCUUGUGCCAACCCUCACACAACUUCUUAUCCGGCGCUUGGGAAGUUCCAACAUGGAGCACAAGGUCAUUGCUAGCAAUGCUCUAGGAGAGCUUAUCCGAAAGGCUGGUGAUGGUGUACUUUCAAGCCUCCUCCCUACCCUUGAAGAAGGCUUGCAGACGUCGACCGACACGGAUGCCAAGCAGGGCAUCUGCCUCGCUCUUCGGGAGCUCAUCGCUUCUGCCUCCCCUGAAGCAUUGGAGGACCAUGAGAAGACGCUCAUUUCGGUUGUGCGCACCGCCCUCACAGACUCAGAUGAGGAUGUCCGGGAAGCUGCUGCCGAAGCCUUUGACUCUCUGCAACAAAUUCUUGGCAAGCGAGCGGUUGACCAAGUGCUUCCCUUCCUGCUUAACCUGCUUCGGUCCGAAGACGAAGCAGACAAUGCCCUGUCCGCUCUUCUCACUCUGCUCACAGAGACAACCCGAUCGAACAUUAUUCUACCCAACCUCAUCCCAACCCUCACGACUCCUCCCAUCUCUGCUUUCGACGCCAAGGCUUUGGCCUCCUUGUCCAAGGUGGCCGGUCCUGCCAUGAACAGGCGCUUGCCUAACAUUGUCAACUCGCUCAUGGACAAUGAGAUCAACUGCAAGGAUGAUGAUCUACGCGAAGAGUUGGAGAUUUCCUUCGACACGGUUAUUCAGUCUAUCGACGAGUAUGAUGGCCUGAACACUGUCAUGAACGUCCUUCUGCAGCUUUUGAAACACGAAGAUCACCGUCGCAGAGCAGCUACCGCACGCCAUCUGGGCAACUUCUUCUCAGCGUCGAGCGUGGAUUAUUCAAGGUAUAACCAAGACAUUAUCAGAUCGUUACUCAAUUCCUUUGACGACCCCGACAUGGACGUGGUGAGGGCAUCUUGGGCAGCGCUCAGCGAGUUUACCAAGAAGCUGAAGAAGGAGGUAAUGGAGUCCCUCGUCAUCUCUACCAGACAGACACUCCAGCGUGUCGGCGUUGCUGGUGCCAACCUGCGCGGAUUCGAACUCCCGAAGGGCAUCAAUGCCAUCCUACCAAUCUUUUUGCAGGGUUUGAUGAACGGCACGGCAGACCAAAGAGUUCAGGCAGCCCUAGGUAUCUCGGAUAUCAUCGACCGUACCAGCGAGGCCUCUCUGAAGCCGUUCGUCACGCAAAUCACAGGUCCCCUGAUCCGAGUGGUUUCAGAGCGCGCUACGGAGGUCAAGUCUGCUAUCCUUCUCACCCUCAACAACCUACUCGAAAAGAUGCCGACUGCCCUCAAGCCAUUCCUGCCUCAGCUUCAGCGUACCUUUGCCAAGUCCUUGGCUGAUACAUCAAGCGAGGUCCUAAGGACAAGGGCGGCAAAGGCUUUGGGCACCUUGAUCAAGUAUACCCCUCGUAUCGACCCUCUGGUUGCCGAGCUGGUCACUGGAUCCAAGACGGUGGAUCCCGGUGUCAGGACGGCCAUGCUCAAGGCACUGUACGAGGUUAUCAGCAAGGCAGGCGCCAACAUGGGAGAGGCGUCACGGGCUUCUGUUCUGUCUUUAAUUGACAUGGACACCGAUGAGAGAGACGAGGCCAUGACGGUAACGAACGCAAAGCUCCUAGGCGCAUUGAUCAGCAACGUCCCCGAGGACGCCGCAAGUGGCUUGUUGAAGAACCGGGUAGUUACAUCCCAGUUCAGCAACUCGUCGGUACUCGCUCUCAAUGCUGUGAUGGUUGAGUCCCGGGAUACAUUGCUACAGGGCCCCUUAGCUGAUGAGCUGCCCGAACUCCUUUGCCAGGGCGUCACAAGCAAGAGUGUAUUUGUGGCUGACAAUUGCAUUCUGGCCACUGGCAAGUUCCUAUUGUCUCCUCCGGCCAAGAGCUUCGAAUCCACCAAGGGUAUCUUUGAGGCAUUGGCGACGGUUAUCCAACCCGGCAACCCCACAGACUCGCGUCGACUCGCUUUGGUCGUCGUGCGCACGCUGAGCCGAAACGACAUGGACAUGGUUCGGCCUCAUCUGCCGCUACUGGCGCAGCCCAUCUUUGCCAGUGUGAGAGACCCAGUGAUCCCCGUCAAGUUAGCAGCCGAGGCGGCGUUUGUCGAGCUGUUCAGCGUAGCGGACGAGGAGAGCCGCAUAUUCGACAAGUUUAUGGCCGGCCCUGGGGCAGACCUUCCGGCCAACACGAAGAGGAGCAUGGGAGACUACUUCAAGCGAGUGGCGGUGAGACUAGGUAACCAGGCACGCGAAAGGCGUGAUGCAGAGGGAGGCCAAGGUGGAUUAGGCCUUUCCAACGAUGAAGCGGAGGACGAACGAGAGAUCUGGAGCGUGGGAAAAGUGGAUGUUGGAACCGAUGUGUUUGCUUGAACGCUUGGACGAUCAAGAAUGAUGGCACUUGUGUAGACAUGUUCCAACAUUGUGGUUUUACUAGGUAAACAUACCAAAAGGAAAUGACAUUUAUUAUGAGUUGCUUGCUUCGGGCGGACCACCAGCCGUUGUGUAAAUGUGUGGUGUUGUUAGCCUGGCCCAAAGCGCCACACAUCGAACACUCCCAGCUACCAGCUCUCUACGCAAUGGACAGUGUAUCAAUGCGUAGCUCGGUGAUGCAGAAGGAAAAUUAGUCGGAAGGGUCCCGCUCGCUUCGAGGUGCAAGUCAAGGGCCGAAGAUACCUUAGGGCAAUGAUCCAUGGUUGUUAAGUAACCCAGGGCAAAGACAAAAACGG
Ilyonectria robusta is the source of this 8562-nucleotide messenger RNA. Its product is annotated as armadillo-type protein. The coding region runs from base 194 to 8206 and encodes 2670 amino acids. Gene Ontology annotation, biological process: regulation of translation; cellular response to amino acid starvation. The record is from RefSeq and is a predicted model, not a curated record. NCBI's taxonomy places the organism in Eukaryota, Fungi, Ascomycota, Sordariomycetes, Hypocreales, Nectriaceae. Gene Ontology annotation, cellular component: cytosol. The transcript is spliced from 4 exons. Gene Ontology annotation, molecular function: protein kinase regulator activity.